CCCCUCCCGUUUACUGCUCGGCCAACACAACCUAACAACACAACCCAAACACGGAACCGGACCAAACUGAACCAAAACAAACCACGCCAAACAAAACCGCCUCCCCUGUCUCCUUCUUCCUCCCCUGCUCUGCCUCUGCCACACCACACCUCAUCCUCACCACCGUCCUCCCCCACGCCACCAGCUGUCUUCCACAAUCAUGAAUUCUUCCUCCGUUACAAAUACCGCUGUGGUCGACACCACCCCCAUGCUUCCACUCUUCGCCAUGCCGACCGCCCUCCUCUUCCCCUUCCUCCUCCUCUGCUUCUCCACCUUCUGCUGCUUCGUCUUCCGGCUCACCCUCGCCGGUCGCUCCGGUUCCCGCAAGCUUCCCCUCCCUCCGGGCUCCAUGGGAUGGCCAUACGUAGGCGAGACCUUCCAGCUCUACUCCAACGACCCCAACACCUUCUUCGCCCUCAAGCAGAAGCGGUACGGUCCCGUGUUUAAGACCCACAUCCUCGGCUGCCCCUGCGUGAUGGUGUCCAGCCCGGAGGCCGCCCGGUUCGUGCUCGUCACGCGGGCGCAGCUCUUCAAGCCCACCUUCCCCGCCAGCAAGGAGCGGAUGAUCGGCCCCCAGGCCAUCUUCUUCCAGCAGGGCGACUACCACGCCCACCUCCGCCGCCUCGUCCUCCGCGCCUUUCUCCCCGAAGGUAUCCGCGGCUCCGUCGCCGGCAUCGAGGCCGUCGCACUCCGCGCCCUCCGCUCCUGGGACGGCCGCUUGGUCAACACCUUCCAAGAGCUCAAGACGUACGCGUUCAAUGUGGCGAUCCUGUCCAUCUUCGGCCAGGAAGAGAUCUCCUGUUUAGAGGAUCUGAAGCAAUGCUACUACACCCUCGAGAAGGGGUACAACUCGAUGCCCAUCAACCUCCCCGGGACUCUGUUCUACAAGGCCAUGAAGGCCCGGAAGCAACUGGCGCAGAUCGUCGCCAAUAUCGUCCGCUCCAGAAGGACGCAGAGGGAUUCCUCCCCGAACGACCUGCUCGGUUCCUUCAUGAACGCCAAAGAAGACCUCUCCGACGACCAGAUCGCGGACAACGUCAUCGGCGUCAUCUUCGCCGCCCGCGACACCACCGCCAGCGUCCUCACCUGGAUCAUCAAGUACCUCGGCGACAACCCCAGCAUCCUGAAAGCCGUCACCGAAGAGCAAGAGCAGAUCACGAAGAGCAAAGGGAAUGAGUCCCUGACCUGGGCUGACACCAAGAACAUGCCACUCACCUCGAGGGUGAUCCAAGAAACCAUGAGAGUGGCCUCCAUCUUAUCUUUCACCUUCCGCGAAGCCGUGGAAGAUGUGGAGUAUCAAGGAUAUCUAAUUCCCAAGGGGUGGAAGGUGCUGCCGCUCUUCAGAAACAUUCACCACAGCCCGGAAAACUUCUCUGACCCAGAAAAAUUUGACCCCUCCAGAUUUGAGGUGGCUCCAAAGCCUAACACUUUCAUGCCCUUUGGAAACGGGACCCAUUCCUGUCCUGGAAAUGAGCUUGCAAAGCUGGAGAUGCUGGUUCUUCUCCAUCACCUUACCACAAAACACACGUGGUCUACGGUGAGAUCCCCUAGUGGAAUACAGUUUGGACCUUUCGCGCUUCCCACGAAUGGCUUGCCUCUUAGAUUCUCUCUCAAGUCAACAGCAGCUUGAUUGCCUACGCACACACUCCACUCAACUCCAUUCUCCUUACCGAAAAGGAAAAGGAAGAAGAGGACAUUCAUUGCCUAAAGGCGAUGCAUGCCGAGGAAUUUUAUCAAAUAGCUCUUCCAUUGACCGCUACUCUUCCUGUGAAAGCAGAGGAAGAGGGCUGUCACGGUAUUCGGAGACUUCAACUAAAUAGUCUUCUUCUGAGUAUACAGUAAGUAUAAUUGAAGAAAGGGGGGAAAAAAAAUCUGAUUAGCUAAUAAUAAUAAUAAUAAUAAUAAUAAUAAUAAUAAUAAUAAUAACAAGAAAGGAAAAGGUCUUGUUCUUGUUAAGUGAGGGUAGCAGCGUAGGACUGGAUCGCUUGAGAGUUUGUCAGGUUUGGGUCUGCCAUAACCCGCUUUUAAACAAGUUAAUAAUUCAAAGUUAAAGGAGACACAGCACAAGCAAAAGGGUGCUGAUUGUUUAAGUCAA
Molecule: messenger RNA, 2134 nt
Organism: Zingiber officinale
Lineage: Eukaryota; Viridiplantae; Streptophyta; Magnoliopsida; Zingiberales; Zingiberaceae
Product: abscisic acid 8'-hydroxylase 1-like
Exons: 6
Coding region: 200-1669 (489 amino acids)
Biological process (GO): abscisic acid metabolic process; sterol metabolic process
Molecular function (GO): heme binding; iron ion binding; oxidoreductase activity, acting on paired donors, with incorporation or reduction of molecular oxygen, NAD(P)H as one donor, and incorporation of one atom of oxygen
Source: RefSeq, a predicted model, not a curated record